AUGCCUACUCUCAUUGUAACUGUCGUGAAUGCUAGUAACUUGACCCCAAAGGAUUUGAGUGGAACCUCCGAUCCCUAUGUUAUUGUGCGUAUGGGAGGUACUAGACAUAGAACUCAAACAAGACGUGGAACAAAUAAUCCUUUCUGGGGUGAACAAUUCACUUUGAUGGUCAUGGAUCCAAUGAAAGACUCUGUAACCUUUGAUGUGUAUGAUAAAGACUUGAUCACCAAGGAUGACUCUCUCGGAUCUGCCAUUGUUCAACUCAAUACUCUCAGAAGAGGAGUUCCAGAACGAAUGAAUUUGAACUUGAUGGGUGCUAGACAAGGAACCCUUACUGUUGAAUUGUUGGCUCAAGAUUUUGGUUUAGUCGGACAACCAAUGAUGACUCAACCCAUGAUGACUCAACCCAUGAUGACCCAACCUGUAAUGACUCAACCCAUGAUGUCACAAGGAAUGAUGGUUCAACCACCAAUGAUGCAAACUUAUGGUGUGACUGGUUAUACUCCAACCAUGACUACUUCUUAUCCUUCUUAUGGUGUUCCAAUGCAGCCAAUGCAACCAAUGCCAAUGCAACAAUCAACAACAUACACUACUACAACCUAUCAAACAGGAGUUCCUCCACCUCAAGGAUACCCACCUUAUGGUCAACCAGGUUAUCCUCCAUAUGGCGGUGGUGGCUUCUAUUAA
Molecule: messenger RNA, 687 nt
Organism: Naegleria fowleri
Lineage: Eukaryota; Heterolobosea; Eutetramitea; Acrasida; Naegleriidae
Exons: 4
Coding region: 1-687 (228 amino acids)
Source: RefSeq, a predicted model, not a curated record